Messenger RNA from Puntigrus tetrazona (Sumatra barb), 2992 nucleotides. Its product is annotated as protein NLRC5-like. Gene Ontology annotation, biological process: regulation of apoptotic process. Lineage: Eukaryota; Metazoa; Chordata; Actinopteri; Cypriniformes; Cyprinidae. The record is from RefSeq and is a predicted model, not a curated record. The coding region runs from base 126 to 2867 and encodes 913 amino acids. The transcript is spliced from 6 exons.
GGGCAGUGAAGCAGCAGUAAGAUGUGAGUCAACCGCCGAGAGAAAAGAUGAAGGCCGCAAGUUAAACCGUGGCUCCUGAGAGCGUCGAAAAGAAGUUGGAUUCAGAGGUUUGAAAUGCCUGCAGCAUGGCUUGUGCUCACCAAUCUGCUAAAGAGUACCUAAAAAAACAGGAAAACACUACUGACUCAAAUGAAAACCUUUCUCUGAUCAUUGAUAAUCUUUAUCAGGAGAAUAUCUUCUGUGAUGAUGAGGUCAAUGCUCUGAAAGCUGACAGGACUGAGUUUGAACAAGCCAGAUGUUUAUUAGACAUGGUCAUUAACAAAGGUGAAGAGGCCAGCUAUGAAUUUCUCCGGAUUCUGGAUGUCACUAAGAAGAGGACAUUAGAUCCUGAUUUACACUACUGGAUCAGCUGCUUUUCCUUCAGAGAUGAAGAUACAGAGGCCAGCUAUUCAUUCAGUACAAAGCCCUGUCACAUCUAUCAGAAACAGCUCAAGGAGAAAGCAGAAAGUAUUCUGAAGAACCAAAGUUUCUGUAAAUAUUUGGACGACAAGGUACAAGGAAACAUACCUCUGCUUUUAAAGACUGACCGUGUCCUGAAAACAAAAUGCAAAAUAAAAUCGAAAAGCAAAAAAUUAAAAAAGCUACGGCCCAAGAAGCUGAGAGCUUACAUUCCUAGCCAGGGACAAGCUCUAUUACCUGAGGAUCUCCUGAGAUGGCAGGAAAAGAGCAUCCUCAUCACUGGCAAACCUGGAGUAGGAAAGACGUCGGUUGUCUUGGAAAUGCUGCGUGUUUGGGCAGAGAAGGAAUACAGAGAGAUAGACUACAUGUUUUACUUUGAUGAGAGUGUUUUGGCCCACGAUGGCGUUUCCAGCCUGGAAGCUCUUUUGUUUGAUGGGUAUUUAAGACCAAUGGAAAAAGACAGAAAAGAAGUGUUUGAAGAUAUUGAGGAAAACAAUGAGAAUGUUGUUAUUGUGUUUGAUGGUGUGACAGAUUUGGAAGAAAAAUCCAUCUUCUGGAAGAUCAUGAAUAAUGAUCUCCUGCCUGAUGCCAAGAUCGUGAUCACCUGCAGGUCAGAGGUGGAAGAUGAUCCAGUUUUCUCUGACUGGCCGUCACAAACAGUGUAUGUCCAAGGAUUCAGUGAAGAGUCUAUCAAAACUUACUACCGGAGUAGAUUGGGUCAUGAUCCUGGUCUUCUAGAAGUUGUUUUGAAGAAUCAAGGGCUGAUUAGUCUCAGUCAUGUUCCAUUGUAUGCGUUCAUGAUUGUAAGCUCAAUUAAGUCUAAAAAUGGCACUGUAUUCAAUAAUCAACACACAGUCACUGGGAUGUACGUCCACAUUUUCCGCUUUGCUGCGAAGAAACAUGGGAAUAAACAAAAUAAGCAAAUAGAUAAGUACCUGAAAGAGAAGAAAGAUCAGAUUCAUCUAUUGAUGGAAAAUGCUUUCAAUGCAACCAUGAAAAAGUGCCUGAACCUUCCAGACAUUAGCUGUGAUGAGACUUUUUGUCACGCUUUUCUGAAAAUGAUCACAACAAGAGACUCAACAACAUACUGUGCGUUUCUCCACAACACAAUGCAGGAAUUCUUCUCUGCAUUGUGGCUACUUGAACAUCCAGAUGAAAUCGAGGAUGUUCUACAGCUCUGUCAGACCGAGAAGCAUAAACGCAUGAGACACGUUCUUCCUUUCUUAUGUGGACUUCUGAGUGAACACAACACCAGACUCCUCAAGUGUCUCUUCGCAGAGGAUCAGAUAAAGAGAACAUCUGACUACUUCAUUGAGAAGCUUUUAGACACGUUUCUUCAAGCUCAGAGUGAGAAUGAAGAUGUUGAUCUUCUCUAUGUGUGUCAGUGCUUGUAUGAGCUCCAGUCUCCUAAAGCCUGCUCAGUUCUCCUGGAGAAGAUAGACCAUCGGCUUGAUCUAGACGUGGAUCUGGAUCCUCAUCAGUGUUGUGCUUUAUCUUACGUGAUCGGUCAGUCCAGAGAUAAAGAGGUUUAUCUGAAUCUGGAGCACUGUAACGUGACUGAUGUAGGAAUAGACAUGAUGCUCAGCUGCUCUCCAAACAUCAGGUUAAAGACAUGUAAAGAUUCACUGGAGCAAAUCACCUUCUUUGUAGAAUUAUUCCAUAAAUCCUCCCAGUGUGACUGCAAACUAUUUGAGGUGAGAGGACAAUACAACCCAGAAGAAAUCAAUGCUCUGCUGGAUCUUUACUCUCACGUGAAGAUCUAUGAGACUCAAACAGGCAGGAGUUAUCUUCCAGCAUUACAGUCAGUAUUUCAGUCUCCUGAUAAAUGGAUCAUAGAUCUCUCAGAGAGAAAGAUCUCCAUCCUCCUGGAAGUGCUAAAGCUCCAGAAAGAGAAGAAAGCAGUAGAGCUGAGAAGAUGUUCAGAGGAAGAGAGAGAAGUGAAGAGUUUCCUUCAGUGUCUGCCCUACAUCUCACAGCUGAGAUUCUCUGAUCAGACUGAAAGUAGGAGAUUUCUUCAGAGACUCUUCAUUAAAGCAGCAGAGAUUGAGACACAGACAGGAGAACAGAUGCUGAAUCUGUUAGUGUCUUUCUGCACCAGCUCUUAUGAUUAUGAAUGGACUGACAUAUUUUAUGAUACUGAUUUCCUGCUGGAUCUUUUCUCUCACGUGAAGAUCUAUGAGACUCAAACAGGCAGGAGUUAUCUUCCAGCAUUACAGUCAGUAUUUCAGUCUCCUGAUCAAUGGAUCAUAGAUCUCUCAGAGAGAAAGAUCUCCAUCCUCCUGGAAGUGCUGAAGCUCCAGAAAGAGAAGAAAGCAGUAGAUCUGAGAAGAUGUUCAGAGGAAGAGAGAGAAGUGAAGUUUCCUUCAGUGUCUGCCCUACAUCUCACAGCUGAGGUUCUGGCUCACUGAUGAAGAAGAAAGGAUGUGUUCAGUCAGAGUCCUGCUGAAUCUCUGUGUUGCUGCAGAAGAAACUGACAGAAAUACAGGAACAAGAUUCUCCAGUCUGCUGUUAUCUGUGUGCAGCUACAAAACAU